CGAACACCAACACGAACCUGUUUUAAGAGUGCUGACCAAGAACAAGAACUGCCUGGUGACCUCAUAGAAUAGAUUCUGUAUACCUUAUAUUAUUCUGUGCUGUUUCCUUUUGAAAUUUUGGGCAAAGGAUUAAUCAAAACAUGAGAGAAAUUAUUCACUUAUCUACAGGUCAAUGUGGUAAUCAAGUUGGUGCCGCGUUCUGGGAAACUAUAUGUAACGAGCACGGACUUGAUCCAAAUGGUAACUACCAUGGAACUUCCCCAUUGCAAAAGGCGAGAUUGAAUGUUUACUUCAACGAAGCUUCCAGCGGGAAGUACGUUCCAAGAGCAGUUUUAGUUGAUUUGGAACCUGCCACAAUUGAGGCUGUCAAGUCAUCGAAGUAUGGUAACUUGUUUAGACCUGAUAAUCUGAUCUACGGUCAGACAUCGGCUGGUAACAACUGGGCAAAGGGUCAUUACACAGAAGGUGCAGAAUUGGUAGAUUCUGUCAUGGAAGUCGUUAGAAGAGAAGCGGAAGGCUGCGAUUCUUUACAAGGUUUCCAAAUCACGCACUCUCUAGGUGGUGGUACUGGUUCUGGUAUGGGUACCCUAUUGAUCUCUAAGAUCAGAGAGGAGUUCCCUGACAGAAUGAUGGCCACCUUCUCGGUGAUGCCAUCGCCUAAGGUGUCAGACACCGUUGUUGAGCCUUAUAACGCUACCUUGUCGGUUCACCAAUUGGUAGAAAAUGCAGACGAGACAUUCUGUAUUGACAAUGAAGCAUUAUACGACAUUUGUGUUAGAACUUUGAAGAUUCCUCAGCCAUCAUACGACCAUUUGAACAAUUUGGUUUCUUCGGUGAUGUCUGGUAUCACAACUUCUUUACGUUUCCCAGGGCAAUUAAACUCAGACUUGAGAAAAUUGGCUGUUAAUUUGGUUCCAUUCCCAAGACUUCAUUUCUUCAUGGUGAGUUACGCUCCAUUGACGGCAGAAGGCUCGCAGUCUUUCAGAUCCUUAACUGUUCCUGAAUUGACACAACAGAUGUUUGAUCCUAAAAAUAUGAUGGCAGCUUCCGAUCCAAGAAAGGGUAGGUAUUUAACCGCUGCAGCAUUUUUUAGAGGUAACGUAUCAGUCAAAGAGGUUGAAGACGAGAUGCAUAAGGUUCAAACCAAAAACCAAGACUACUUUGUGGAAUGGAUUCCAAACAAUGUUCAAUCUUCGGUUUGUUCUGUUCCACCAAUUGGGUUGGAUAUGUCUGCUACUUUUAUUGGAAAUUCGACAUCUAUCCAAGGAUUGUUUAGAAGAGUUGGUCGUCAAUUUACUGCUAUGUUUAAAAAGAAGGCUUUCUUACAUUGGUACACAUCCGAGGGUAUGGACGAAAUGGAAUUUACAGAAGCUCAGUCCAACAUGAAUGAUUUGGUUAGUGAAUAUCAACAGUACCAGGAUGCAUCGGGCCUUGACGAUGACCUUGACUACGAUGAACAAAAUCAAAUGGAUGAAAUCUAAAAAAUGCGUCAAUCAUUGAUCUUUUUUCUAUUCUUUUCUCUGUCUUCUAUUCACCUUGCCUUCAUGAUCUUUUAAUUUCCCCCACUUUCUUACUCCCUUUUUUAUUUUACUAAACUACACCUUUUGAUUCCACCUUUUUUAUUUCUUUUUCUGGCUUUUUGAGAUGUGUUCUGGUCUUUUAGAACUAUUUGUUUUAUAUAUUUAUUCGGAUCCAGUUCAAACCCGAUAUCCCACCCUCUUCUCUUUUUCUGACCGGUUGAUAUCUCAAACGGUCUAUCCUUUCUCUUUUAAAUGUAUCUCUAUAAUCUAAUAAAUUUAUAUUUUGGCUCUUAUGCGCAAAUUGAAGAAAUAAGAACUAGUGUGAAAGUCAAAGGCGUGUCUCUCAUCUCUCUCUCUCUUUUUCUCGG
Molecule: messenger RNA, 1888 nt
Organism: Pichia membranifaciens NRRL Y-2026
Lineage: Eukaryota; Fungi; Ascomycota; Pichiomycetes; Pichiales; Pichiaceae
Exons: 2
Coding region: 141-1481 (446 amino acids)
Biological process (GO): microtubule cytoskeleton organization; mitotic cell cycle
Cellular component (GO): microtubule; cytoplasm
Molecular function (GO): GTPase activity; GTP binding; structural constituent of cytoskeleton
Source: RefSeq, a predicted model, not a curated record